Psammomys obesus (fat sand rat) is the source of this 629-nucleotide messenger RNA. It is a transcript of the gene CUNH5orf52, whose product is annotated as chromosome unknown C5orf52 homolog. Bases 108 to 629 code for a protein of 173 amino acids. Lineage: Eukaryota; Metazoa; Chordata; Mammalia; Rodentia; Muridae. The record is from RefSeq and is a predicted model, not a curated record. The transcript is spliced from 3 exons.
UCCGCCGCCCGCAGGCCCCGCCCGCUUGCCGUCUCCCGGGUAACGCGCAGAGUUCCUCCUUAGACUUGAGCGUAGGAAGUUGCUCCGCGUCCGCGCUCCCUUCCGUCAUGGAUUUCCCUUUAGCUCGCUCUCCCAAGUCGUACUUCAUCCACUCAGAUUCCUCUACACAGACCAGAAGGCCUUCGGUCAAAUGGAACCUGAACUCGGAGUACGAACACGUUGCCAAGGAGACCACCGGGCACGGCACGGACUUCCGGCGCGAGAGACUAGACAGCCUGCAGUGGGACCAUGGCGUCCGCGUCCAGCCGCAGACCCGCUUCCUGAGGCCGCGGACCCCUUUGGUUUAUAUAGCCAGCCGAUUGAGUGCCAAUGAUGCAAACGUGAAGAAACUUUUACCCAAGAGCCAUUUAUCUCGGGUGAUUAUUCGGGACAACCUCAACGCACAGCGCAUCUACGAGAUGGAGAUGCACUCCUCCGACAAGACCAAGAGAAAGAUGAGUGGCUUAUACGAGCACCUGAAAAAAAAGUUCAUGUCAGACCAGCUGAGAAAGAUGCUGCGCUGGAAGCGGGAAUCCCUGAGCACCCAGCAGUACUUGGACAGCCAACGGACUUCCAGGGGCUCCACUUAG